UUUUAAUUAUGAGGAUAUUAUUUAUUUUUUUCUUUGUUUUUAUGGCAAUUUCAGUUGCUUUUGGGGAAGGCGAAAAGAAAGGUGGAUUUGCUGGAAAGCCUAAGCGUCCAAUUAAACAAGGAAUUGAAAAUCUUACUACAUUUAUACCUCCGACAACUGAACAGUAAUUGGAAAGUUCGUCAUAAAAUUCAUAAAUACCUUUUUCAAUAUAUUGAAUGGGGAAAAUACUGGAAGAAUUUAAUUAAAAUAAUUGGGAGAUUA
Messenger RNA from Meloidogyne enterolobii, 261 nucleotides. The record is from the annotation of a GenBank genome assembly. Lineage: Eukaryota; Metazoa; Nematoda; Chromadorea; Rhabditida; Meloidogynidae.